AUGCUGAUUCUGAUUUUGAUAUUCAAUCUCCUGAUUCGCAACGCAAACGCCAAGAGCGUAGAUUCGAAAUGCAAAAGACAGGCGAGACGGGAGUUUGAAGUUUACGCUUGGCCUCUGCAUUUGGACCCGCAUCUAUAUCCGCUUGAAAACAUAACAACUAUCGCCCAGUGGGGACGAAAGAAUGUUGAGUUUUUUCACGACAGUGGAAUAAGGGUUGAAUUUUGCGUUGGAAAUGAGCAUGUUGACUUUGUUGACCUCAAUGACCAGGCUUAUAGAAAAAGGCUUGUCGAUUUCAUUCGCACGACUGUCGAUGAGGGUUGUUUCGAUGGAGCAGUUUUCGAUGCAGAAGGACCAAUCUUUGACGAAGAGACUAAAGAAGCAUACGUCUCAUUAAUAAAGGAAACAAGAGAAGCCCUUCUUGACCUUGGACCCGACAUCUCCCUGUCGAUGGCGGUGCCGUUUGACCCAAAGCCUUUAGCUUGUCUAUCCGGCAGGUGCAAGCUGUGGGACAAAAUGGCGGAGCACAUGGACACACUCUUUAUAAUGGGAUACGAUAGCCAGGAUAAUAUAAUAACGGCCUCUGCCUCUUCUCCGUUGGACAAGAUAACAGAAGGGGUCGAGAAUUAUCUCAAAAUGGGAAUUCCAAAAGAAAAGCUCGUUCUUGGAGUUCACUGGGCCAGCUACCGAUACCCUUGUGUCUACAUGAAUCGGCACCAUAAUCCCAUCCCUCCAUGCGUCGUGGACUUUGCCCAUAGAUUGAUUGAUUCAUUAUCGAAUGCUCUUCAUAAUUGCUCUGAAAACGCACUUGACGGAGUCAACUACGACAGUGACUCGCACACAGUCUACUGCUCCACCCGAGAAAAUGGGCACUACCGACAGCGCUGGUUUGACACACCAGCGACUUUGGCAGAAAAAUACAAGAUGGCGGCUGCUCAUGGACUGGCUGGGCUUGGAAUGUGGUCAUGUGAUUUGAUCGACUAUCCAUUGUCGGCAAAUCCACUUUCGAAACAGUACUGGGAUCAGAUUGCGGAGUACGCUAGGGGUUCAGAAAUUUGUUGA
Molecule: messenger RNA, 1059 nt
Organism: Oikopleura dioica
Lineage: Eukaryota; Metazoa; Chordata; Appendicularia; Copelata; Oikopleuridae
Source: the annotation of a GenBank genome assembly